Lagopus muta (rock ptarmigan) is the source of this 2771-nucleotide messenger RNA. RefSeq names its product testin LIM domain protein (gene TES). The record is from RefSeq and is a predicted model, not a curated record. NCBI's taxonomy places the organism in Eukaryota, Metazoa, Chordata, Aves, Galliformes, Phasianidae. Bases 192 to 1460 code for a protein of 422 amino acids. The transcript is spliced from 7 exons. Gene Ontology annotation, molecular function: zinc ion binding.
UUGUUCGGCUGCGGCCACAGCCGCAGGAGACAGCGGAAGUUUGAGCGCCGCGGCGGAGCGCGAAGGGCGGCGCCGGAGCUUUCGCCUCGCCUCGGCGCAGCGCCCGCGCCUCAGCCGCCUCGCAUCAGCGCCGAGUCACCGGUCAGGAGCUGUUUGCUGCUUCGAGCUGCGUCCCGAGCUUUGUGUCCGGCAUGGACUUGGAAAGUAAAGUGAAAAAGAUGGGCUUGGGCCAUGAACAAGGAUUUGGUGCCCCCUGCUUAAAAUGCAAAGAUAAGUGUGAAGGAUUCGAGCUUCAUUUCUGGAGAAAAAUAUGCCGCAACUGCAAAUGUGGCCAGGAAGAGCACGAUGUCCUCACAAGCAAUGAAGAAGACAGGAAAGUGGGGAAACUCUUUGAAGAUACAAAAUAUACAACUCUUAUUGCAAAGCUGAAAAAUGAUGGCAUUCCCAUGUAUAAACGUAACGUAAUGAUACUGACUAAUCCAGUGCCAGCCAAGAAGAAUAUAUCCAUCAACACUGUGACCUAUGAGUGGGCUCCUCCUGUUCAGAAUCAGACACUUGCUAGACAGUAUAUGCAGAUGCUACCAAAGGAGAAACAGCCUGUUGCUGGCUCGGAAGGCGCUCAGUACAGGAAGAAGCAGUUGGCUAAGCAGCUGCCUGCUCACGACCAGGAUCCUUCAAAAUGCCAUGAGCUAUCCCCCAAUGAAGUUAAACAGAUGGAACAAUUUGUGAAGAAGUACAAAAAUGAAGCACUUGGUGUAGGAGAUGUGAAGCUCCCUGGUGAGCUGGAAGCUAAAGCUAUUGACAAGAAUAACGUGAACAGUGGGGACAGAAGCACCUCAGCUGCUGUAGGAGCAAUGGAGGACAAGUCAGCAGAUCAGAAGGCAUCUCAGUAUUCCUGCUAUCGCUGCAAGCUGAACAUGAAAGAAGGUGACCCAGCUGUCUAUGCAGAACGUGCAGGAUAUGACAAAUUGUGGCACCCAGCUUGUUUUGUCUGUUGUACCUGCAGCGAGCUUCUAGUAGACAUGAUCUAUUUCUGGAAGAAUGGCAACCUGUACUGCGGAAGACAUUACUGUGAUAGCGAAAAGCCCCGCUGUGCUGGAUGUGAUGAGCUAAUAUUCAGUAAUGAAUAUACUCAAGCAGAAGGUCAAAACUGGCAUCUGAAACACUUCUGCUGUUUUGACUGUGAUUGUGUUUUGGCUGGAGAAAUCUAUGUCAUGGUGAAUGACAAGCCAGUCUGCAGACCAUGCUAUGUGAAGAAACAUGCUGCGAUCUGCCAAGGCUGUCAUAAUGCUAUAGAUCCAGAGGUUCAGCGUGUAACCUACAACAACUUCAAUUGGCAUGCUACACAGGAGUGUUUCUUGUGUUCCUGUUGCAGCAAGUGUUUAAUUGGCCAGAAGUUUAUGCCAGUGGAAGGGAUGGUUUUUUGCUCAGUGGAAUGUAAGAAGAAGAUGAUGUCUUAAGGAGUGACGCGCACAAAACUAAGCAUUGCUCUGUUCCAAAGGCUCUUGCAUUUCUACUGUAAAAUACGUAGAAUUGUGGCAUUUAAGGUUAUGGAAAGUACUAACUAGCAUUUUCCCAAAGAUUUUUUUUUUUUUAAUGACUAAUUUGUGUUCUGUAAUCUUGAUUCCUUAGCUGUAAUGUUUUAUUCCUUGGGAUUUUGUUUAUGAGUCUUACAUCAAGUGUCUUCAUAUCCCAGAACUGUAGGAAAAAGUAUGUUAUGAACUCUAUACGCUUCAAGGGAACUCUUCACUAUGAAGGAUCUUUUCACUGUGUUCUUUGUAGUGGAAGAAGAAAAUGUGAAUGUGCUCCAUUUUUUUUCUUAUACAAUCAAGUAGCUUUUCCACUUUCAUUUUGACAAGUUAUUUAUGUCUGUUUCCCUGCUUUCAUCAAGCACUUUAGACAAGAUGAUCAGCUUUACUGCCACAUACAGUUUUGUUCACUAGACCCUCAAGUGGGCAGGGAGAAUGAAGUUGUGUUUUUUUUUUAAAGCUGCAUGUAGGUUUUUUUGCUCCUGGUUGACACAUGGGUUGUUGAGAAAUCGAAACUACUCUCACAUCUAGUUUGUAAAGUAUCUGCACCACUGAAAAACUGGUUUAUCUCAUGUUUCUUCUUACUACUUUUCAUGUGCAGAAGUUUUCAUUUUAUGAGUAUUGAAGUUACUUUGCAAGGGUUUCUUUUGCUUCUAUCUUUUGUGAGUUUGGUUUGGCUUUGUGGUUGCUUUUGUUUGUUUGUUUUGGAGAGGAGGGAUGUUGGUGGAGAAAAAUCUAAGGGGACAUCCUACCCAAAUUAAAAAAUACAAAUCCACUACAAUUUGUGGAUCUGGCUUCUGCUUCUCAUGAAUGUUCUUAUUGCAUAUUGUGCCUUCUGUCAGAGGAACACGGCUCAGGGGUGCCAUAUGCUUUUCCAAGUAAGUCAUACUGCAAAAGGUUUGUACUUAGGCUUUUGAACUGUGUGUUCUUAACCAAAGCAGAAAGAAGACUCAACUAGAAGGCUUCCAGUUUUUGAAUAAAAAGUUCACCCCUAAGUAUUACCUUUGCUUACUAGAUAAGCCGAAUAAAUGGAUUCCUGUGGUGUUUGUUGUCUUUUCCUUCCCUUAAGGAUUAUAGAUCUACAGUGAAACUUGUUAGCUAUUUCUAUGCCUAAGAUGGAAUGGAUCAUCUUUAACCUCAAAAAAACCUCACCAAACUAUGCAAGUUUUAUGUUCAGCUUUAAGUUUUAUGAUGAUGGAUGUUGUAACACUUACAAAUAAACAUUGGUAUUGCUCACUUAAA